This is a messenger RNA of Eriocheir sinensis (Chinese mitten crab), 2050 nucleotides long. RefSeq lists its product as uncharacterized. The record is from RefSeq and is a predicted model, not a curated record. Lineage: Eukaryota; Metazoa; Arthropoda; Malacostraca; Decapoda; Varunidae. The coding region runs from base 55 to 1788 and encodes 577 amino acids. The transcript has 4 exons.
ACCCUCCUUACAUAUAUUCUUUCUGAGUACUUAAAGGAGAAGAGUGGUCGCCGCAUGGAGGGGCUGGACUAUUACCACCUUAUCUUAUGGGUCGUAUGUCGAACAGAGAGCAGUCCCACCUUUGAGGGUUUGUUGAUGAGGCUCCUGGCAGAAACCCACUCCAGGUAUGGCAGCCUAGUAAUGCCUUUAUUGAAGCGCACCAGCGUCCUUAUCAUCAUCGAUGCACUCGAUGAGAUGAACGAUGCCUCACACCUCCUCGUCAGAGAUAUCCUGAACCAAUGUGAAUACUGUCCCGAAUUCACUUUACUUGCAACAUCCCGUCCAGAAGCCAUACAAACUAUGAAGGCAAAUACGCCCAAAACCUACAAACUUUCCCACCUCAAGCUUGAGGGCAUUUCUGUUGAUAAGAGGACGGAGUUAGCAGUACGACACUACCGCUGGCUGUGUGUCAAUAUCCCUGGAGACGAGCCCCUUCUGAGGCAGGUGAUGGAAGAGGUAGCCUGGAGGCAGAUCUUUCGACUGCCUCUUAAUAUUCUCUUCUUUGUUACUUUUUUCUAUAUCGAGCCUCAAAAACUGACGACCACCAUAACCCAGACCAAGCUGUAUCAGAAGAUCCUGGACUGGUGUGUGGAGAAGUUGCGGCACAGACUGGCUGGUAGUCCAAAAGUACCCAAAGAACCUCUCCUCGGGAUAAGAAUUAAACAUUUUUUGUUGAAGUGCUAUAAAAUUGCCUUGAAUGGGAUCAUUCACAGCAAAAUAUAUCUCAGUGAUGAUGAUAUAAUACAACUGACAGAUUUCUGUGAGGCAAAGGACCUGCCAGUGCAGGACACAUUAGCGGCCUUCUACUCUCUGCGGCAAGCAGAGGUGGGUGGGGUGAGGACAGCACAGUACCACGCUCCACACAAAGGCCUGCAAGAUUUUUUCGCAGCCUGGCACAUUCAUGAACGCCUCAACAACAACUACAAAGCGGGAGACAUCCGCCACCUACUUGACUCCACAGCAGGACAAAACUUACAGCUUUUUACUCUAAAUAACACGUUGUCUCAUCUACUUGGAUUGUUGAGCUAUCACGGUAAUCCCAAUGUCACGGCGGUAGAGGAAACCGUGGACUUGUUACAAGAGUCUGGAAUGAGAACGGAAAUCUGGAUGUAUGUGUUGGCGGACACUGAGGUCAAUAUCAACGCCAUUCGAAGAGUAGCACACCAUAUAAACGGUGAUCAUAAUAAAGGUCUGUUUGUAGAUGACAGUACACUGCACAUCGCUACUGAUCUUUUGCCUCACAUCCAUCGUAAGAAUGUCUUCAUAACGCUGAAGAGGGAUCAAAGUGGGAUAGAAACCUUGUCCUCAGGCCUUAGUCACAAUGUCUUAAUCAACUUAACGUUGAAGCACCACUUUCAACAUCCUCGCCCAGACACUUCCUCCUUUCCCCUGCUGCAAAAACUUCCCAGAAAUGACCUGAACUACUUCAUGGGCCACCUGGACGCUGAUCACUUGACGCUACUCCCAAAAGGCCUCUGGGCUCUAGCCUUGGUGGUGGCGGGAGAUGGCCACGCGCAGAGCCUGCUGCCGGCCCUGGAACAUAUCCGCGUCCUUCUCCCUAACUUACGUCUUUUGGAUCUCCACGUCCCCGUGUCUGCAGUGAGCACUGAUUCUCUUACUGCGCUCCCAUAUGAUGUGCAUGAUGUAAACCUUCGUUUGUCCGGCGUGGACAACGAGAAGAUGAAGGCAGCCGUGGAUGUCGCCAGAGCUCUUCAUCCCAGGCAGGGAAGUCACCGCCGAGUGGCUUAAAACUACCCACAUGCUGUCCUGAAGACCACCCAUCAACCCGGACUCUAGAGGAAGCCGUCCAAGCGAAUCAAGAACGAGUUCCGGGGGGCAGCAUGAGCCAAUGCAAGAUGGCGCCACUAUAAACACUCGCCUGCGCCAGAACGGGCUGGGCCGACCAUCAGGCCCCACCUGGAAGAAGCCUUGGGCCGACCAUCAGGCCCCACCGGGAAGAUGCCUACCGGCGCAAUAGGCAACAACGUAAAAAAAAUAAAAAAAAAAUAAA